UGAUUGUUGAUCAUUAUCAUCGUUGAUGUUGACGUUUGUUUUGUUUAAUUUGUUUGGUUUGUGGAGUUGAGCGCUUCAAAUUAAAGUAAAUAAAAUUUUCUACCUUCCUCUAUCUAGCCAGAAACAAUCAUGAGAAAGCUCAAGGGAGCAGUGAAGGAAACUGCGAAGCAGAAACGGGAGAGAAAGCAGGAAUAUGCUAAAAUGAGGCAACAGAUACACACUGUCGCAUUGCCUACCUUUGGAGUUAUAUUUUUGCUCAUUUGUGUCUAUGUGUACUUCAAGACUAGGCCAGCGAGUAUGCAGUAUGCCUAAAUUACUUCCCAAUGUGACUACAAGUGACAAAUUGGUGUAUUUAACUAUUUAAAGAUUAAGUUAUGAAGAAAUAUUUAAGUACUUGUAUUAUAAUUAAAUUAUUGAACAGAGUAUGAAAUAUACUAUAUUUACAAA
This is a messenger RNA of Plutella xylostella (diamondback moth), 447 nucleotides long. RefSeq names its product single-pass membrane and coiled-coil domain-containing protein 4 homolog. NCBI's taxonomy places the organism in Eukaryota, Metazoa, Arthropoda, Insecta, Lepidoptera, Plutellidae. The record is from RefSeq and is a predicted model, not a curated record.